This is a messenger RNA of Hevea brasiliensis (rubber tree), 2168 nucleotides long. RefSeq names its product cytochrome f. NCBI's taxonomy places the organism in Eukaryota, Viridiplantae, Streptophyta, Magnoliopsida, Malpighiales, Euphorbiaceae. The coding region runs from base 1 to 1512 and encodes 503 amino acids. Gene Ontology annotation, molecular function: electron transfer activity; heme binding; iron ion binding. The transcript has 2 exons. Gene Ontology annotation, biological process: photosynthesis. The record is from RefSeq and is a predicted model, not a curated record. Gene Ontology annotation, cellular component: thylakoid membrane; thylakoid; photosystem I.
AUGAGUUGGCGAUCAGAACGUAUAUGGAUAGAACUUAUAGCGGGGUCUCGAAAAACAAGUAAUUUCUGCUGGGCCUUUAUACUUUUUUUAGGUUCAUUGGGAUUUUUAUUGGUUGGAAUUUCCAGCUAUCUUGGCAGAAAUUUGAUAUCUUUAUUUCCGUCUCAGCAAAUAAUUUUUUUCCCACAAGGGAUCGUGAUGUCUUUCUAUGGGAUCGCCGGUCUAUUUAUUAGUUCUUAUUUGUGGUGCACAAUUUUGUGGAAUGUAGGUAGUGGUUAUGAUCGAUUCGAUAGAAAAGAAGGAAUAGUGUGUAUUUUUCGCUGGGGAUUUCCGGGAAAAAAUCGUCGCAUCUUACUACGAUUCCUUAUGAAAGAUAUUCAGUCUAUUAGAAUAGAAGUUAAAGAGGGUAUUUAUGCUCGGCGUGUCCUUUAUAUGGAAAUCAGAGGCCGGGGGUCUAUUCCUUUGACUCGUACUGAUGAGAAUUUGACUCCACGAGAAAUUGAGCAAAAAGUAGCGGAAUUGGCCUAUUUUUUGCGUGUACCAAUUGAAGUCAUGCAAACCAGAAAGACCUUUUCUUGGAUAAAGGAAGAGAUUACUCGUUCCAUUUCCGUAUCGCUCAUGAUAUAUAUAAUAACUUGGGCAUCCAUUUCAAAUGCAUAUCCCAUUUUUGCACAGCAGGGUUAUGAAAAUCCACGGGAAGCAACUGGUCGUAUUGUAUGUGCCAAUUGUCAUUUAGCUAAUAAACCCGUGGAUAUUGAGGUUCCACAAGCGGUACUUCCAGAUACUGUAUUUGAAGCAGUUGUUCGAAUUCCUUAUAAUAUGCAACUGAAACAAGUUCUUGCUAAUGGUAAAAAGGGGGCUUUGAAUGUGGGGGCUGUUCUUAUUUUACCUGAGGGGUUUGAAUUAGCCCCUCCCGAUCGUAUUUCGCCAGAGAUGAAAGAAAAGAUGGGAAAUCUGUCUUUUCAGAGUUAUCGCCCCACUAAAAAAAAUAUUCUUGUGAUAGGUCCUGUUCCUGGUCAGAAAUAUAGUGAAAUUACCUUUCCUAUUCUUUCUCCGGACCCCGCCGCUAAGAAAGAUGUUCACUUUUUAAAAUAUCCCAUAUAUGUAGGCGGAAACAGGGGAAGGGGUCAGAUUUAUCCCGACGGGAGCAAGAGCAACAAUACGGUUUAUAAUGCUAUAGCAGCAGGUAUAGUAAGCAAAAUCAUACGAAAAGAAAAAGGGGGGUACGAAAUAACCAUAACGAAUGCGUCAGAGGGACGUCAAGUGAUUGAUAUUAUACCUCCAGGACCAGAACUUCUUGUUUCAGAAGGCGAAUCCAUCAAACUUGAUCAACCAUUAACGAGUAAUCCUAAUGUGGGUGGAUUUGGUCAGGGGGAUGCAGAAAUAGUACUUCAAGACCCAUUACGUGUCCAAGGCCUUUUGUUCUUCUUGGCAUCCGUUAUUUUGGCACAAAUCUUUUUGGUUCUUAAAAAGAAACAGUUUGAGAAGGUUCAAUUGUCCGAAAUGAAUUUCUAGAUCUGUAAAUUCAUCAACAUGAAGUUCUUAAAAAGAACAAAAAUUUUGUUGGUAAUUAUGUAUGAUCAAAAAAAAUUGUGAAAAGCUCUUUGCUUUUUUUUAUAUUUUUUUUAUACCAGAUUUUGAGAAUUACUUGUACCGCAUUUCUAGUUAUAAUCUGUAUAUUGGUAAGAAGACUAUUUGAUUUUAUCCUCUCUUUUCUUUUGUGUUUUUUUUUAAUCUAAAAAAUUGGGAGCGGUGUGAUUUUUUUACUAUUGUCAGAUUUAACUGUCAUAGAGUGGAUCAAUAGCUUUUCUAUUCUAAUAGAAUCCAAUUUGACUAGAUACUAAGCAUAAAAUAAGUAAGCGGAAAAGCAAAGGCUAAAUUAAAGGGAACAAAGGAUUCUAGGAGGUAUUAUUUUAUUCGUCUUCCUAGUCUUCGACACAAGAAAAGGAAUUUUCCACAUCCCUUUCUUGUGUCAAAAUAAAAAUAAAAUAAUAAUGAUUCUUGAUCCCAUUCCUCAAUACUAUUCUUAGUUUAUAUUUUUUUUUUCUAGGUUUAUCAUAACUUCCUUUUCAAUUUUAUACGUAUAAAUUCGAUUUAUUACGUAUAAAAAAAAUUUUAAGUAGUGGACAAACAAAAAAAAAAAGAAAAGGAAAUUUUUUGAGCAAAUAGAA